Messenger RNA from Stegostoma tigrinum, 809 nucleotides. Its product is annotated as transcription factor Sp1-like. The transcript has 3 exons. Gene Ontology annotation, biological process: regulation of transcription by RNA polymerase II. Gene Ontology annotation, molecular function: DNA-binding transcription factor activity, RNA polymerase II-specific; RNA polymerase II cis-regulatory region sequence-specific DNA binding. The record is from RefSeq and is a predicted model, not a curated record. Lineage: Eukaryota; Metazoa; Chordata; Chondrichthyes; Orectolobiformes; Stegostomatidae. The annotation marks the transcript as partial.
GUGAGCACGGCUCCCAGCUCAGCAUUCAGCCGGCGCCCGGGGACUCCCUGAACGAUGCCUCGGCCCAGAUGGAGGAGGGCGAGGCGAGUCUCGAGCAACACGCCCAGCCUGGGAGGAGGCUGCGACGGGAGGCAUGUACCUGCCCCAACUGCAAGGAGUCCGAGGGCAGAGCGCCCGCGGACCCAGGCCGGAAGAAGCAGCACAUUUGCCACGUGCCGGGCUGCGGGAAGGUUUACGGGAAGACGUCCCACUUGCGGGCCCACCUGAGGUGGCACACCGGGGAGAGGCCCUUCGUCUGCAACUGGCUCUUCUGCGGGAAGAGGUUCACCCGGUCCGACGAGCUGCAGCGCCACAAACGCACGCAUACAGGUGAGAAGAAAUUUGCCUGCCCUCAGUGCCCCAAGCGCUUCAUGAGGAGCGACCACCUCUCCAAGCACAUCAAGACCCACCAGAACAAGAAGGGCACUCUGCCGGCUAUAGGGGGCGUCAUCGUCGGAGUGGGGCCCCCGGCCUCCGCCCCCUCCUCCUCCUCCUCCUCCUCCUCCUCCGCCUCCUCCAUCACCUCCGCCCCCCUGCCCGCCUCAGCGCCAGACUCGGGGGGCACCCCCGCUCAUCUCCGCCACCGGGGUGGUGAUGGAGACCAUCCCGCACGACAGGAUCGCCCAGCUGAUGGGGGGCCCCGCGGCCGGGCGGGCGGCGCCCGGGGAGGGGGGCGGGGGCGGGGAGGGGCCGGUGGCGGUGGUGGGCGCCCCCCCCCGCAUCGGGGUGGUGCAGGUCUCCGACCUCCAGACCAUCAACAUCAGCGGUAA